Molecule: messenger RNA, 946 nt
Organism: Phaedon cochleariae (mustard beetle)
Lineage: Eukaryota; Metazoa; Arthropoda; Insecta; Coleoptera; Chrysomelidae
Source: the annotation of a GenBank genome assembly
ACUAACCUAAUAAUUUUGCUGUCAUGUAGAGUACAAAAAGUGGUCUUAAAUUAUCAGUGAAUUGGCAAAUAUGUUCAAGAAUACAUUCCAAAGCGGAUUUUUAUCAAUUUUGUACAGUAUCGGAAGCAAGCCGCUUCAAAUAUGGGAUAAGAAGUGCAAAAAUGGCCAUAUCAAAAGAAUCACAGACGAAGACAUCCAGUCUUUGGUCUUGGAACUAAUCGGAUGUAACGUGAGCACAACCUACAUAACAUGCCCUGCAGAUCCCAAGAAGACCCUAGGAAUCAAGUUGCCUUAUCUUGUGAUGAUAGUUAAAAAUCUGAAGAAGUAUUUCACAUUUGAAGUCCAGAUAUUAGACGAUAAAAAUGUGCGCAGAAGAUUCAGAGCAAGUAACUACCAAUCUACUACCAGAGUCAAACCAUUUAUAUGCACCAUGCCAAUGAGGCUGGAUGAAGGCUGGAAUCAAAUCCAAUUCAAUGUGGCUGAUUUCACAAGAAGAGCAUAUGGUACCAACUAUGUAGAGACACUUAGAGUACAAGUCCAUGCUAACUGUAGAAUAAGAAGAGUUUAUUUCUCUGAUAGAUUAUAUUCUGAAGAUGAAUUGCCUGCUGAGUUCAAAUUGUUUCUGCCCAUACAGACUAAGACAAGGACUGUUGUGGCCACACAGUAGAAGGUUCAAGUUUCUGAGCUGAACCAGAAAUUUUCAAUCCAUUGCACUUUGGUGAUUCCAGUUUUUUGUGCAAAUGCUGAGCUUAUUAUGGGACUCCCACACCUGCUGUACACUUUCUUUUUAAUUUAUAAAUACAAGUGAUGAACUAUAAGGAUUUGUGUGAAUUAAAAGUUUCUGUGUGUUUCCAGAAUUAUUCACAAUGGCAAGGAUUAAAUAUCCAAUGUAGGAUUCUAUCUGUUUACUUUUGAUGGUAGAAUAUAUCAUAGAAUAUGAAAAUCA